AUGCCAAAGUGUUCGGUGAUUUCCUGCCCAAAUAACAGCAGACACGUGCGAAAAAAGGAUGGUGUUUCAUAUUUUAGUUUUCCUCGAAACCCCAUAAGAUGCUCUGAAUGGACAGUUAUUAUAGCAAAAGCCCGAAAUGAAUUAAACUACAAGCCAUAUAAAGGUUCAGAGGAGAGACUUAGGUCUCCAAAGGCUUCGAGUACUGAGGAGCAACAAACACCUCUAAAGCCUUUAACAAAUACCCCCAUGACUCUAGAACAAAUAAGUCCUUGUGUCACACUUUCUCGAGGGAAGGAUAGUCCUACAAAAGAAAAGAAAAAAAUGGAAGAAGGAGAUGUGCUGUGCGCUGUGGGGCAGGCGCGGCUGCUGGUGUUGCAGAAGUUGGCGCAGUUCGGGUCGCUGGUGGCGGCCUGCGAGUGCCCCGACCCCACCACUGGACUCGUCACGCCUACUGACCUCCAGGGAUUCUGGGACAUGGUCUAUAUGCAGUAUAUAUUAUGGUCUACUGCAUAUAGACCAUAUCCCAAAAUCCCUGGAGGAGAAUGCAGGAGAUAUGGAGAUGUGCUGUGCGCUGUGGGGCAGGCGCGGCUGCUGGUGUCGCAGAAGUUGGCGCAAUUCGGGUCGCUGGUGGCGGCUUGCGAGCGCCUCGACCCCACCACUGGACUCGUCACGCCUACCGACCUCCAGCGAUUCUGGGACAUGGUCUAUAUGCAGUAUAUAUGGUCUACUGCAUAUGGACCAUGUCCCAAAAUCCCUGGAGGAGAAUGCAGACUUCGUGCGAGUCCCGAACAAUUUAGUUUGCUAAUAGAAUUUAUGGAAAGCCAUGGUGAUCUUUCAAGGCCACAAGUUGGACUUCAAGGAAGGGUAAGGAGUGAACGCCUGUGGCAAGAGUUAGGUGACAUUUUAAACUCAGUGGGUGGAUGUGGUGUUAACAAAACUUCCGACAAAUGGAAAAGGGUAUGGUCUGACUGGAAAACCAAAACAAAAAAGAAAGCCUCCCUUAUAAAUCGGGACAUUCAUGGCACUGGUGGUGGGUCUGGUAGGGGAAAACCAUUAAGUCGACUUGAGGAAAGGGUGUUACGUGUAAUUGGGGUCACCGCAAUUACUGGAAGUCAAGCCAUACAAGAAGCAGGCUUUCAAGAACCAUCUCAACCCCAAGUGAGCAAUACAGCUGAUACAGCAGGGAGGAUGUCAUCACCAGCAGAAAUUGAGCUCUUGGCAUUACCAUCAGCUGCAGAAGAUACACCCAUAGCAGUGCCAGCAAAUGUAACAUCUCCACCAGCACAUCCUGUCAGUCCUGUGCCAAGACCUUCAAAUAGUAGAACUAUACAAGGAGAAAGGUCGCCGGUAUCUGCCGGCCCUUCUACACCUCGUCAUCGCCAUCUCAGACAGCGAAGACUGCGACAAACACCAUUUGACCGAGCCACCAGCGAGUUUGUAGCAAUAGAGGAGAAUCUGUUGCGUUUUGAAAGGGAGAGGGAUGUGCGUCAACACGAGCUUGAAACUGAACGACUCAAAAUAGAAGCACAACGUCUGCAACUUGAUAGAGAGCGCGUUCGGGUUGAAGAAGUCCGCACCCGUGUAGAGGCAGACCUAUGUGACUACAUCCAAGAAUUAAAUUUAAAAAUAACAUCUCUUAUGUCACUAUUGGAGACUCGUGAUUUGAGACCGAAUUAG
Parnassius apollo (apollo) is the source of this 1677-nucleotide messenger RNA. Lineage: Eukaryota; Metazoa; Arthropoda; Insecta; Lepidoptera; Papilionidae. The record is from the annotation of a GenBank genome assembly.